This is a messenger RNA of Chara braunii, 5108 nucleotides long. NCBI's taxonomy places the organism in Eukaryota, Viridiplantae, Streptophyta, Charophyceae, Charales, Characeae. The record is from the annotation of a GenBank genome assembly.
CAAAAAAAAAAAAAAAAAAAAAAAAAAAAAAAACCGGACGUCUUUGUUGAAAGCUAUAUCGUUAUGAGCGAGGCUGCAUCAUCAUUUCCGGCGGCUGCAUUUCAUCUUUCUGCUGUUGCGGUGUCUCCUGCCUGUGGCUCUACAAGUUUGGAACUGGAUAAGGAUGCGGUAUUCUUGGCGGGAAAGCAGGAGACGGCAGAGUCGAUGGUGGGAUUAGCAGGAGGAGGCAGAACAGGAGGAGAUGGAGGAGGAGCUGGACGAGUAGGAGGGGGAAGAGGAGCAGGAGGGGGAGGAGGAGCAGGAGCAGGAGGGGGAGGAGGGUUGGAAACUGCUGUGUUGAUGGCAGGAUUAGGAGGAAGGACAGUAGAAGGAGGAGGCAGAACAGGAGGGGGAGGAGGAGGGGGAGGAGGAGGAGGGGGGCUAGAGACUGCUGUGUUGAUGGCGGGAUUAGGAGGGAGAGGAGGAGGAGGAGGAGGAGGAGGAGGAGGAAGAGGAGGAGGGGAUGGGGAGGCGCAAGCUUAUACUGGUGAAUUAUGGCGAUAUCAUCCGUCUCCUGCAUCUCCUCUUCCUCCUCCUCCUCCUUGUUCUCCUCCUCGUUCUCCUCCUCCUCCCUUUCCUCUUCCUCUUCAGCUAUCAUUCUCGCCGGCACUUCCUCCUUUCGAUGCCCCAGUACCGACCAAUUCCUCCUCUCUUCAUCUGGUUUUCCCUCCUCCUCCUCCUCCACCUUCUCCUCCUCCUCCUUCUCCUCCUCCUUCUCCUCCUCGUCAUUGCUCUGGUAAUUUACCCCCAGAUGCAGAUCAAGGCGAUGUGAAGGAAGCAGCAAUGGGGGGAACUGCCGCGCAGAUGCGGAUUUCCAGGAAGAGGAGGAGGUUGCUCGCAAAGAAGGAGAAGCGGAAGAAGCGGCGGCGACUUGCUGCGGUCCUCGAGGAGGAGGAGGAGGAAAAGAGGAAAGCCGACCCGGAAUAUCAAUGGAGAGAGAAGAUGAGGGAGGUGGAGGAGGCAGUGAAGGAGCAGAGAGAGAGAAGACGCCAUGACGAAGAAGAACGGCUAUGGUGUGAAAGGGAGCGGCUGGCCUCCGAAGCCGCAGAGAGGAAGAUGAAGAUCAUGAUGGAGUUGGAAGAGCAGGAACGUCAACGGCUUCUGAGACUGAAGGGCGAGGGAGGAGCUGAUGGAGGAGGAGGAGGAGGAGGAGAAGGAGGUGGUGACGAUGGGAGAUGGCCAUCAUCCGCAUCAGCGGUAGCAGCAGCCGACGAAGAGGAAAAGGGAGAAGAAGAAGAGGAGGAAGAAGAAGAAGAAGAAGAUGCUGAUCAGUGGGAGUAUAUCGAGCGGGAGCUUCCUCCUGACAUCGUCUGGGUCGGCAACGAGAUCACUGUCACCAAAAGAACUGAGAGGAUGAGAGUCAGGAAAACCCUUGGCGGCGGCGGCGGUGGCGGCGAGAAUCCUCUGGCCCCACAGGACAAAAGUCGGUUGUUGUUGACGUCAACGGCGCAGCGGCCUGGUUCCUUGGGUCCGCAGUCUUCCGCGUUCGCCACUUUCCUCGCCGAUAAGAUGAUGACGUCAACGUCAAAUGCGCAACAACCGCCAGGUCGGCGGCUCACCAUUCGCCCUCCGUAUAAUCGUCCCUCCGUACGUAGCGGAGGAGGAGGGGGAGGAGGGGGAGAGGGAGGAGGAGAAGCGGGAAGCAGGAGCAGGGUCAUUGGUGGAGAUGGCGGUGCGGGCGGCGCUGUCCCUGGAGGAGGAGGAGGAGGAGACAUCUCGACGAUGACGACGAAGAAGGAGGAGUGCCCUUUUUACAAAAAGACGGGUUCUUGUCGCUAUGGAGAUCGUUGCAGUCGGGUCCAUGCUUGUCCCGAUACCUCCCCGACGUUGAUGAUUCGUGGAAUGUUCACCGGUCCCGGAAUGCUCCCUCUUCCCGGCGAACAGCAUGCCGACGCGUGGCUGGAACGUGAUGAUGACGACCUGCUUGAGAGCUUCGAGGAGUUUUAUGACGACGUGAAGUCGGAGUUUGAGCGGUUUGGCGAGAUUUACAAUUUCAAGGUCAGCAGCAACUCCGUCCCUCAUCUGGCCGGCAAUCUGUAUGUGCAGUACUGUACGGAGAGGGCUGCGGAGAAAGCACUAGAGGGUCUGAACGGGCGCUUCUACGCAGGCAAGCAGCUGAUCAUCGAGUAUUGUCCGGUGAUUAGGUGGCGCAGCGCGCUGUGCCAGCAGUAUGUUCAGCAGGAGGCCACGUGUCAGCAUGGGGGGCGGUGCAAUUUCAUCCACCCGUUUCCCAAUCCGAGGGGGGAAAUGGAUCGGGCAGAUCGGGAUCUGGGCAAUCCUUUCUGUGCCGGUCUGUCGAGGCGUAGCAGCAGAAGGGGUUGGGAUGGUAAUGCCGGCGGGGAUGGGCGGAACAAUGGGCGGAACGAUGGGCGGAAUGAUGGGGUCGGGGGAGAGAACAGCAGGAGCCUCGUGGGUGGUGCGGGGGGGGAUCGCCGCUUAGAGUUCGGUUGGCAUUCGCGUCAUCCACAUGACAAAAGAGGGAGAGAGAGGGGGAGGGAGGGAGAGUGGGGGAGGAGGGAGAGAGAGAGACCGCGGAGGGGGGAUCGAUGGGACCGCGACCGAACUGCAGCAGACUCUUCAUCGGAUGGGAGAGAGAGGAUUAGCGGGGCGGCGAGAAGGGAGGAGGAGAGGAGGAGGAGGAGUCGGGGGGAUCGGGACCGAAGGUUGGACGAGGAUCGGCGGGCUCAAUCUUCUUCGUCCGAUGUGGAGAGGACUAGUAGGGGGAGAAGGCACAGGAGGCGGGAUCGCGAUAAUCACGAUCGGGAUCGGGAACGAGGGGGAGAUGACCGGGAAGAAGAAGAGCCGUUGUCUGACGGAGAGCGGACUAAUAAGACGGCGAGAAACGGGGUGAGGAAGCGGCGGGGGGAUCACGGUCGGGAUCGAGAUCGAGGGGGAAGCGGCGACCGGGAAGCGGCUUCUUCCUCUGGCGGAGGUAGGGGUAGGACGGUGAGAAGGGAGAGGCGGGGGGAUGGUGAUCGGACUCGGGAUCGGGAUCGGGAUCGGGGGAAUGACCGGGAAGAGUCUUCGUCCGACGAAGAGAGCAGCAGGGUGAGGAGGGAGGGGAGGAGGAGGACGACGAGGAGGAGGAGGGAGGAGGAGGAGGAGGAUAGCUUCGCCUUCAGCAGCCGCCAUCACCGAGAAGAGAGACGGGGGCGACGCGAAGCUUCCCGCGACUGCAAGGACGACGAUCAGCGCGGCCAGAGGAGGAAAGCUCCCGGCAGAGGAUCAUCUGAUGAGCAGGAGGAAGAGGAAGGCAACGGUCAAAUCCAAGAAGAACGAGAGAGGAGGAGGAGGGGGAGGAGGAGAAGCAGUGGGGUAGAAAGGAGGCUGGAGAAUGAAGAUCGGCUAGGUGUUCAUCUUGAUGAGAGAGAGACGGGUUGUGGUUGGUCGAGAGCCGGCAAGGGUUCCGCACAUGACCUCGACUCAGGGGAUUGUCGGGAUGAUAAUGCUGAUGAUAACGCUGCUGCUGCUGAUGAUGAUGAUGAUGAUCGGGAUCGGGAACGCGACGAUCGCAGUGGUGUUGUUCGCGGCCGCAGCCUAAAAAAUACCAGCCGGGAACGACAUAGUGAUGAUCGGGAUCGGGAUAGAAGCAGGAGGCGUUUGACGAUUAGGAGUGCCGACGAGGAGGGUAUUCGUGCUAGAGUACCAGAUGAGUAUGAGGAUCAGGAGGAGAUAAGGAAUAAGGGCAGAAGUCAAGAAGAAGAAGAAGAAGAAGAAGAAGAAGAAGAAGAAGAAGAAGGUGGUGAAGAAGAAGAAGAAGAAGAAGAAGAAGAAGAAGAAGAAGAAGAAGAAGGAGAAGAUGGAGAUGGAGGUAGGCACACAGGAGGAUGGGAUAAGAAGAAAGCAACCAACACGUCCAGGAGAGAGAGGGAAGAGAGGGAGGCUGAUGCAGAAGGGAGGAGAGAGACAGAUGGGAGCUGUGGGAUAGACCGACGAGUGGAAGUGGUAGACGGUCAAGGAUCACAGGCAGACAGGAGCAGAGAAGGAGACGGAGAUGGAAACGAGGCCACGAAAAGUUUUGGCGGGAGGGAGAUGACGAAAGAUGGCGGGAGACAUGAGAUGACACAAAAAAUUGGCGGGAGAGAACGGACGAAAGGUGGUCGUAGGAAGGGGGGAGAGGAGCUGCGGAGAGAUGGUGGGGGGAGGGAGGGAAGGGAGAUGACCAGAGGUGAUGGGGGGAAGGGGGGGAAGGAGGGAGAGGAGCUGGCAAGAGAUGGUGGGGGGAGGGAGGGGAGGGAUAUGACGAAGGAUGAUGGGGGGAGGCAAGGGGGGCAGGUACCCAGAGAUGGUGGGGGAAAGGAGGGUGAGGAGCUGGCAAGAGAUGGUGGGGGGAGGGAGGGGAGGGAGAUGACGAAGGAUGAUGGGGUGAGGGAGGGGAGGGAGAUGACUGGCGAAAGCCGUGAAUCAAGGAGACCAGAUGAUAGAUCGGAGAGAGACGUCAGGUGGAGGCAGGGGAGGGAAGGGAGAGAGGUUUGGGGGGAGGAACAGAGUAGGAGAGAGUCGGGACAGAGUGGUAGACACAGGGAGCAUAAGGACGUGAGGGAGGAGAUCAGGGAUGAGGGAUCGGAGAGAGACGUCAGGUCGAGGCAGGGGAGGGAAGGGAGAGAGGUUUGGGGGGAGGAACAGAGUCGGAGAGAGUCGGGACAGAGGGGAAGACACAGGGAGCAUAAGGAAGUCAGGCAGGAGAGCAGGACUGGGGGAGAUGGUUCUGCGAGGAGGGAUAAGAAAAGGCGGCACAGAAGGGAGGAAGUGAGAGAAGACAGGAGGGACGGGGGGAAUGGGAUUGACGGUGAGGACAGGGAAGACGUAUGGAGGGGGAAAAAGAAACGAAGGAAGAAGCAAGCGGGGGAGGAGGAGGAGGAGGAGGAGGAGGAGGAGGAGGAGGUGAGGGUCCGUUGUGAUAACAGAUCAGAUGUGCCAAGUGAGAUGACAAUUGUGACAGGCGAGGGUGUGGUAGGUAUUCGCAUGGGGAGGGACCCUGUACGGAGCAGAAUAGGUGUUGGCGAUAAUGAUGGUUCAUCUAGUGAUAUGUUGGAAGGAUGAAAAAUAAAUAAAAAAUGCUUUAUUCU